UGCUCUCAGUAUCAGGCUGAGUGUGAUCGAAUCGGGAGCCUAACCUAGAAACCUGCUAACUGAGACACAGCAUCGUUCCGAGGAGAUGGCGAAAGGCAGCAUGCACAGCAAAUAUUGAUUCCUUUUGGGCAAUGGGAUAAACUGUGGUGAUUGGAAAUCAAGGAACAAAGAGAAAAACAAAGUGGAUAAAAACUAACUACUGGGUAUAAGGAUUUUUCAAAAAGAAAAAAAACAGAGAAGAGAUUGCAUUACCUUAAGGAUAUUUCUGAAGUAAGGAAAAUGUGCAAGUCUGAAGGUGGAUGAUAUCAGGAGAUGAAAUACAGGAAUAUUAAGGUAAUGAAGAUUCAGCAACUUAAAAGCAGACUGUCAACAUUCUGGUUUUCGUACACAAGGACACAGUGAAACCACAGCUGGGCGGAAUAUUACACAUGGAGCUAUCUUUUUAAACCCACAGAUCUCUUUCAUAUCACUAAGUAUUCACAAAAUAUCACACUUUUUUAUUUGUGAUUUCCUAAUGAACUGGACCUAAACUGCAGCAUAUCCAAUGGCUACAUUAAUAAUGAAUAAAUCAAUGGGAGAUGUAUUAAGAAUUCCAAACUGAUUAUAGCACAAAGUCAACAGGAAAAAUAUAUUUUCUGGAGUUCUUUAGGACAGAUCGAGUGUAGUUUUCAGCUUCACUUCAGAUUUUGGAUUACACUUGGAUAUACUCUUACUUGGCCAAUGCAAUACCGCAAAAGGAAUACUUCUAGCGAAGAAGUGACUUUUCACAUUUGGUGGAAUCUUUGUAAAUUGCAUGAUGAUGUUAACAUUAUAAAAAGUAUGGGUGCAGCACUUCCUCAUGAUACAUUAUAAUGAUUAAGAAAAUUACUGAAACUGGGGUACAGCCAAGUACCAGAACCUCCAGAGUGAAGAAUGGCUUAUACCUUGUCAUUUCAAUGGGAAAUACUGGAGCGGAGCAUAGUUACGUCACAGUUAAAGCCGUAUUUGGCUUCUUUGCAAUAUGAUCUGAAGAAAGAGAUUAGUAAGUCUCAUAAAGAUAAAUAUCAGAGUUCACGUAGCAUCCCCUUACAGUAUCAGAAUAGGAAUUACAUCAUGGCUCAAAACAUCAGCUUUCUUCUAUACAGCUGGGAUAGCAACUGUACUAUUUGAAAAAAAAAAAAGAAAUCCCAACAAUAGAGAAAUGCUAGUGCAAGGCUUUUUUAGGUAUACAAUGCCUAAACAGGCAGACUAUAUUUUUUAUAAAAUGCUGCCUAUUUUCUUUGUAUGAAAUACAGAUUACCAUUACAGAGUCUACAUUAAAAAUAGUGAUGUAAAAAUACUUUAAUCAAACCUUCACCAAACCCAUCUGCUACCAAAUCGUCCUUCCAGUACCAAAAGAAAAGGAUUCUUUUAGUCAUCAAGUUACCAGCUACCACUUCAACCUAGUUAUUUUUAGCUGUGAAGGAAAGUAUUGAAUAAUUUUGCCAAAGGAGCAUAGGCCUCAUAGUGCCAUGUUUCACGUGAAUGAAAAUUCGCUAGACAUUUCAGCACCCGUUUUACUUCUUAUUAAUUACCCAGCUGUCUUAUUUCCUCUUAUUAUCCUUCUAGGAUCUGGAUCACUGUUCCUAAAUAAUAGUUUAUUACAAUAAGCAAACUCCAGUAAGGCAAUAUCCACCAUCUGAUGGUGGGAUCUUAUACACCAGCACUGCAGUGUUCUGAACAGAAUAAAUCUACAUUUGAUAACUAUACAUUAUGGAAUGUAGUACCAAGUCUGAUAAUUAUGUUUGAGACUGCUAAAUGGGAUCAGCAACGCUGCCAUCUUAAAAUGUAAGGAAUAUGAAAUCUUAAGCCUUGUGGACUGUUGUUGUACAUAUCAAAAGGGACUUUGAGUGCAGCCUUCAGAAGGGUUGUAGCAAUGAACCUCCAGGGCUACCUGCGGAGUACUUUUUUGGUCUUGGGUUUAUUAAAGCAUUCUGGAACUUUCUGCAUGGAUACCAAGCUCAAGUCGGGAACACAAGAAAGUCAGAAUGAUCCAUCACAUGAAAGGGUAAAAAGAGGAUGGGUGUGGAACCAAUUUUUUGUAGUGGAGGAGUAUACAGGCACUGAACCACUGUAUGUUGGCAAGAUCCAUUCAGAUUCAGAUGAAGGAGAUGGGUCAAUCAAAUACACAAUCUCAGGAGAAGGAGCUGGCACCAUUUUCAUCAUUAAUGAGAUUACAGGUGAUAUCCAUGCAACGGAGCGUCUGGAUCGUGAACACAAGACCACCUAUACCCUACGUGCACAGGCUAGAGACAAGCUGACAAGUGAGCUGCUGGAACCUGAGUCAGAAUUUGUAAUUAAAGUUCAAGACAUCAAUGACAGUGAGCCUAAGUUUUUGUAUGCGCCAUAUAUUGGAAGUGUGCCAGAGCUGUCACCUGUAGGUACUUCAGUAAUGCAGGUGACAGCGAGUGAUGCUGAUGAUCCAACAUAUGGCAGUAGUGCAAGGAUCGUUUAUAGCAUUGUUGAUGGAGAAAACCACUUCACCGUAGACACAAAGACAGGUGUGAUUAGGACAGCUGUGCCAGAUCUGGACCGUGAAGCCAAAGAUCGAUAUGAACUGGUUCUCCAGGCAACUGACAUGGCAGGCCAGAUGGGGGGACUGUCUGGUUCGACUACUGUGACCAUCGUAAUUACAGAUGUCAACGAUAACCCACCCCGCUUUCCUCACAAAUUGUACCAGUUCAGCAUUUCUGAAGCAGCAAAACCAGGGACUCCUAUUGGGAGAGUGAAAGCAGAAGAUGCUGACCUUGGUGAGAAUACAGAUAUGACUUACCUGAUCAAGGAUGAGGAAGGGGCAGAGUUGUUUAAAGUGCUAACUGAUAGCAACACUCAAGAAGCCAUCAUCACAGUCAGAAAGCCCUUGGACUAUGAGAGCAAGAAGAUACACAGUGUGGUUAUAGAGGCCCUAAAUAAGUACGCUGAUCCCCGGUUUGUAGAUCUUGGCACAUUCCAGGACCAGUCCAUUGUGAGGAUUACAGUGACGGAUGUGGAUGAGCCCCCUGUAUUUAAGUACCCAUCACAAGUUAUUGACGUGCAGGAGGAUGUCCGAGUUGGCACUGUAAUUGGAGUCAUCACAGCUCAAGAUCCCGAUGUGGCUAACAGCCCAGUCAGGUAUGCCAUUGAUCAUGACAGUGACACAGAAAGGAUGUUUGAGAUUGAUGCAGUCAGUGGUGCAAUUACCAUUACAAAUAUCCUGGACCGAGAAACAGCUGGAUGGCAUAACAUCACUGUGCUGGCAAUGGAAGCAGGUAAUCAAUCCCAAGUAUCUAAAACGGCAUUAAGCAUAAGAAUUCUGGACGUCAAUGACAAUCCCCCUGAACUGGCUAAGCCUUAUGAGACAAAAAUAUGUGAAGAUGCAAAAUCUGGAGAGCUUAUUCACACCAUUAGUGUAGUGGAUCGGGAUGAACCCCAGAGCGGGCAUCAGUUUUACUUCACAUUGGCACCAGAGGCAACUAACAAUCACCAUUUCACAUUAUGGGACAUCAAAGAUAACACAGCAGCAAUUCGGAUACAAAGAACUGGUUUCAACAGGAGGGAGCAAGACACCUUCUUUCUGCCAAUCUUAGUUGUAGACAGUGGUCCUCCAGCUCUCAGCAGUACGGAGACCUUUACAAUUCGGGUGUGUCGAUGUGACAACUUGGGGAUUAUACAGUCCUGCAAUACUACUGCUUACGUCAUGUCAGCUACACUGAGUCCUGGUGCUCUCAUUGCUUUAUUAGUUUGUGUUCUCAUCCUUAUAGUGCUUGUUCUUCUAAUUUUGACCCUGAAGAGACACCGUAAGGAGCAUCAUGUUCCAGAGGAUGAGGAAGACAUGAGAGACAAUGUCAUUAAAUAUAAUGAUGAAGGAGGUGGUGAGCAGGACACUCAAGCCUAUGAUAUGACAACACUACGGAGCCUUUAUGACUUCACAGAACUUAAAGCAAAUGAAGGAGGAGGUGGAGGAAGCAGCAGUGUAGCAACUGAACUGCAUUCAUUGCCACAGUGGUCUCAGAACCCAGAAGCAGACUUCUAUAUGUUCAGGCACUAUAUUAGGAAAAAAGUGGAACAGGCAGAUGAGGACCAGUCUGUUCCCCCUUAUGAUUCCUUUCAGACAUAUGCUUUUGAAGGUUCUGACUCACCUGCACAGUCAUUAAGCUCAAUAAAUACUUUGUCAACCACUUCUGAGCAGGACUUCAGCUACCUCAGUGACUGGGGACCACGUUUUCGACAGCUGGCAGGACUUUAUGCUGGCCAUCAUGAAGAAGAGGUAUCCUAGCAGAUUAAGGAACUCAUGUUUAAGAAAAUGAGUGGUCAGGAAAAUUUCAGGACAUUGUAACUCGUAUGAAGUAGAGCAUUUCUGGCAGUCAUUUCCAAGGAAUUUUCACUUGAACAUUUUCAGUUUUGGCAAGGAGAAAAAAGCAAAACGGCUAUACACUACACUAUCCAGACUGCCAGUUUGACAAUUGUGUGUACUUUUAAUCUACAGAUCCUUACAAAUUAUGUUUUUAAUGAAAAUGAAAACCUUAGGUAAACUGAGGCUUUUAUCUCAGAACUGAUUCCCAGAUUUUAUAAGUGAAGACAUAUUCCUGAUUGACAAGCCAGUAGUGUUUAGCAGUAAGGACAGAGUGGAUCGUGUCGCUUCACUUAACAUUAAUUUUCUUAUAUACAUUAGCAAAGUGGCAAAGGAAAAGGAAGUAAAUGAUUAGUCAUUUAGGCAAUUCAUAAUGACCUUUUCUUCAGUUAUGUAGUACAGGUACCCCAAAUUUAAAGGAUCAGAGAAAGAGAAUCAUUAUAAAUGGCUCCAGAUUUGGAUUGUUACAUGUAUCAUGCCACAGCUUGCCAAAUUCAUCUAGGCAUAGGUCUGGGCUGUGAAGAAGACAUGUUUCAAAAUAUUAGAGGAUUGUUUUAUACCACAUACAAGCAAAUGUAAGAAAGAAGUAUCUCAUCUGGAGUCCGGGCUCACUCGAUAUGGAAUAUUAUUUCUACUGUUUGCACAGUGGUGCUGCAGAUAAUAUUGUCAACUUACAGCAAGAGGUUCCCCACUUCGAUUCUCACCUGGAGUGUCUUCUGUGCGGAAUCUGUAUAUCCUCCCUAUGU
Molecule: messenger RNA, 5094 nt
Organism: Protopterus annectens (West African lungfish)
Lineage: Eukaryota; Metazoa; Chordata; Ceratodontiformes; Protopteridae
Gene: CDH22
Product: cadherin 22
Exons: 13
Coding region: 1895-4273 (792 amino acids)
Biological process (GO): cell morphogenesis; homophilic cell-cell adhesion; adherens junction organization
Cellular component (GO): plasma membrane; adherens junction; catenin complex
Molecular function (GO): cadherin binding; calcium ion binding
Source: RefSeq, a predicted model, not a curated record